AUGCGGCUCUCUCUCAUACUCCUCUCUCUGGGGAUCCCCCAUGCUGUCCUCGCCGACCCACAGCAAAACCCCCUAGACCUGCUCAACAACGUCGAGGGGCUAUCGAAUCUGAAGAAAUUCGUCUCCAUUGCAUCGACAUUAUCAUCCUUGGUAGAUGAUAAUGAAGACGACUCGCCGCCUGAAAAGCAGCAGCAGCAGCAACAGCAUGCUCGAGCAGAUUCUGCGUCCGACGACAGUCCCGACUUGUCAGAUGGCAUCGAUCUUUCGCAGAUGAAGAAUGUUGCUUCAGUAGCGUCGACCUUGUUCUCGCUUCUAGGCGAUAACGAUAAAGUUGCCGGUUCUGAUGCUGGGGAGUCGAAUGAAGCUACCAAUGCCAACGCCGAUGCAGACCAAGAUACGCCCGACAUUCUGAAAAAGCUCAGCGCGCUGCAGGAUAUCGUAUCGUUCGCAUCGGGCAUCGGUUCACUUCUUGACACCGACGACACAGACGCAGACAUGGACAUAGAUGUUCAAAACGAGGAUUCCAACCCCCCACGAUCAAUACCCGAACUCAAGCCAGAAACACCCCCAGAACCGGAGAAAGCAGAGCCAACCCCAAUUCCACAAGAGGAACUCAAUUCCACACCCGAAGCACAAGAUAUGCUCGCACGGAUUGAAGCCAUCCAGCGCCUAAACGUCCUAGUCAAGAAACUCACCGUCCUCACCGACGAGAAAACCCCAACGCCCAUAACCGAGCGCCUGCAGCUCCUCUUCUCAGACCCAGAGUUCACGUCCACAUUCAGCUAUAUCUUCGAAAACGGCGGCAAGGUACUCACUCCUGAAGUCGUCGCCGCUUUCAAAGUAUUCCUAAACACCAGCCCCGCAAUCCCCGACGAGUACCGCACCAUCGCCGUCGGCGCACUGGAUACACUCAGUUCAGCAUUCAGCCCCGAGUUCGUGGAAUACUACCGCACCGCAAAAGAGGCGCUCGAUCGCGCAGGUAUAGAACUGAUCCCCGCACUCGAAUACCUAUGGCGCGCGGUGCAGUGGGCCCGGAAUACACUGGACCGGGAUUACAUCAAAGCGCUGAAUCAGGAGGUUGUGCUGUGGCACAGAGCGCUCACAUCUGAGCAGAUGGGUGAAUUCGUGGCAUACAUCACCGACGAAGAAACUCUCGGCCGGGUUACGGCUUCUGUGGCGCGGUUUAGGAAGACGUUGACGCCUGACCGGGCGCACCGGCUGCAUGCCCUGUUCGAGGACCAGGGGAUCUUCGAUCAGGGGGAUUUGGAGUACCAGGCGUAUGGGCAUGUCAUGGGCAAGAGGAUCAAGUUUUAUUUCGGUACCGAGGAUGGCGUUUCUGAGGUUGAGCGGUUGCUUGAUUUGCUGGAUGGGCCGCUGCAGGGUCAGACGAUGGCCGAUGUCGCUGGGAUACUGCAGACGCGGGCGCGUGUCUUAACCCCGUAUAUGGCGGACGAUCUGGCGACAUUCUUCUACCAGUUUAGCGAAGUCACGGAGGUCGUGGAUAUUCUGGAAGAAAUCCUGCGAGAUAUUGUGCAACUGGUGCGGCCGCUGUUGGACGUUGAUACCCGCGCGGCGCGCGUUCUGUCAUGGGCGUUCUGGACGGAUCUAAAUCAGAUCCUGGAUAAAGUUUUGUCGGUCCCUGGUUCUUCACUUACAACUUUGCAGAAACUUCUCGCUACUGCGUCUAAGCUGCUGGAGCCAGAACGGGCGAAGGGGUUGCGUCUCCUGGUUGCCGACGCAUCAGGGACACCGCGUACCCCUGGGUCGGAAGGUUUUGAUGUCCCAGGGAACGACAGUGCCGUGGACACAGGCAGCAUGAUGGGAGUGGUGGACACGGAAUCUAAACUUGCGCCUGAUGUGACGGAGGAUGCGCUGCGUGUUCUUCACGGAGCUGAUGCCCUGCUGGCGCCUGGGCAGAUAGACAAGACGCGGGAUACAGUGCUGGUGCUGAGCGAGGCUGGCGAGUUUCUUGUGAAGGUUGUCCGGAUAUUUGAGGACGAUGACGCUGGGGGGCAUGUCCGUCACGACGAACUAUGA
This is a messenger RNA of Aspergillus puulaauensis, 2037 nucleotides long. RefSeq lists its product as uncharacterized. Lineage: Eukaryota; Fungi; Ascomycota; Eurotiomycetes; Eurotiales; Aspergillaceae. Bases 1 to 2037 code for a protein of 678 amino acids. The transcript has 2 exons. The record is from RefSeq and is a predicted model, not a curated record.